AUGCACAAACAAGCAAAGACAUCAAGCACUUUGACGAAAAGGUGUAUAGUGGCAUGCAUUCUCUCUGCCAAAGAUACGCUGAUGCAGCAUUUUGUGAGUAAAACCCAUUUGACCUUCACCUCUCCAAACUUACCCUUGUUGACGGCCUCUGAAUACAUUAAAACCCGUGUCUUGAACCAUAAUGUGGGUGAAGUCAAAGCGUCCGAAGUCGAAGCAGAGUCUGUGGGGCAGGACGAUGGACCUGGUAAUGACAUGGCUGCCAAAGCCGGCCCAGAGUCACAUGCUGUUGAUGUACCCACUACGACGUCCUGGACCCCAACAUCAGCUACUGCAGCUCCACCCUCCAUAACUCCAGCAGUAUCAUCCUUAUCGACUAACAAGGCUGGGAAAAUCACGACUACCGUACAGACUGUUGAUCCACCUACAACGCCAUCUUUGCUUGCCUCGCCAACAGUUGACCUUUCUACCAAUUGGCAAUUGGCACCACCAAUUACAGGCCCUUCUCUUGAUGGCGCUCCUUUGCGCUUGAGCUCUCCAACUCUGGCCUACCACAAUCAUACGAGCUCUGACAUUAACACCUAUGGUCACCUGCUAUCCAAUUCCCGAGAACUCGACCCACAGUAUAACAAUCCUGAUAUGUUUAUGGGUAUGAACAUGGACAUGAAUACCUGGUGGGACUGGGCACAGUAUGACUCCAAAAAUCAGGCGAUGCAGACGAUGAGGGGGAUAGGAAGCGAGCAAGGUCAUGAGGUAACCUUCGAUGUUGAUGGGACGUUGAUCUCAACUGGAGCCAGUGCUGUGGGCAACCCGACUCCGACAUUGAUUGGGCUUCAGCUAACAUCUGAAACUCACCAAACUCCAAUGAUCCUUUCCAAUGAAAACUAUGGGGCUGACAUUGACUCAUUGAUGGGACAACACGCUCCUACUUCGAGUGUUUCUGCCUACCCCCUUGCAUCUCAAAGGCCCGCUCUCACCCAACUCCCUCUGCAAAUUCAACCUAAUAUUGCAAAGCUGGUUAGUGACGGAAAGGAAAAUACCCUGAAAUGGAAACUGGAGGAUUGUAGCGAAAAAGACCCCAAACGCCCGAAGAUUGUUACUGUAGAAGAGGCUGGCAGAGAGGAUGUCGAAGUAAGAGACGGCGAAAAUGAUAAUAAGAAGCAAGGAGAAGAGGAAGUGGGUACUGGUCGAAGGAAACGGAACAUGAAGGCUCCUGUGUGCGAACCAAAGACAGUUACUGCAGUGGAAGUGGAAGAAACAUCCAAGAAGAGUGCAGGGAAGUCGAAAGGGACAAAGUCCACCAACAGUACCCAAAAAACAAAAGGGCAAGGGAAGAAGUCAAAGCCCACAUAG
Molecule: messenger RNA, 1350 nt
Organism: Marasmius oreades (fairy-ring Marasmius)
Lineage: Eukaryota; Fungi; Basidiomycota; Agaricomycetes; Agaricales; Marasmiaceae
Exons: 4
Coding region: 1-1350 (449 amino acids)
Source: RefSeq, a predicted model, not a curated record